AUGACGACCGCGGGUCGCCUCUGUUCUCUCCCUCUCGCCUCUCAGCGCCGCCGCUCAGCCAGGAGUCGGUGCUGCGGGCGUCCGCGGCCUUGCUUCGCGUCUUGUAGCAAGCUUUACGGGGAGGCCGCGACGGCAGCGCACACUAAAAUUGGUCUGCACUGCAGUCAGGCCGCGAAUCUUCUUCGCCGAGAACUGUCGUUUUCCGCGAGUAUCCAGAGUCUCACCCUUUGCCACGCGGCCCAAUCGGUCCUGAGAGCCCUGACAGGAGCCGCACGCGAUGCAUCCUCGCGAACUGGCGCAGAGUGCGGGACGACGCGCGCUCUCUGCAUCGCCUCCGCAACGGGGCGACGCGAUUGCGCCACGCCUUCAGGUGGAGCAGAGACACUGAAUGGGAAGCGAGGAGACGCAGGCGCGAGAGCCUGCCACAGCCUGAGCAGCCCAAGUUGCAGUCUUGAGGCCGGCGCGGAGUUCGCGGCAGAACCCCGCGACCACGACUGCAACGGCGACGCCUUCAUCUCGCCUUCGACGGGAAGUAUCCUCCGACCAAAAACAAAUGCUGCCUGCUCAGCGUCGUUUCCAUGUAGUGAAACCCUCCUUUUUGAACAGCCGCCGUGCACUGUGAUAGACCCGUGGCAGCACCUCGAAACCAACAGGGACCUUCUGCAGUCGCUGCUGCCCUCCGCUGUCGGCGCCCCGGACGCGCAGGAGGAGAGCACAAGUGAGGGAAACAAUGAAUUCGAGGUUGAAGGUGCCCCGGCCUCCGCGCGGCGGAGGGGGGGGCGCUUGGAGGCCUAUGGGGCUUCUGGGAAACAGCCAGAGAUCUGUUGGCUGCAGAGCGAGACAGAGGGGCGAGGCGACCAAAGGCAAAGCCUGGCGCGUACGCGGAGACUGCUGAAAUCUCCUCUUGAUCGCUACCUCGCAUUCAUCACAAAGCACGCUUCUGCUCUCGACUUCGUUGAGCAGAGUCUCGGCUCAGCCGUUGUUGCAGCCUCUCCUUCGUCUGCGUGCGAUGAAGCAUACGCCCUCGACGGAUUGACGCUUUCUCGGCCGGCAGCCCCUUCUCCCGGGUUCUCGCCUUUGAUCCCUUCUGUGCGCGAGGCCUUCGAGGAGGAAGAGCGACGAGUGCUUGAAGCGGUCUGCGGAAAGACUGUGGGAGAGAUAGCGAAGAGUCAAGCCAUGGCGGCUCUCUGUCGCUCCCCUAACGCAGCACUCCAGGCAGAGGUGCGUUCGUCUGCAUCGCACGCUCCUUCACCCUCAAACUCCUGGCCAGCGGAUCUUGGACCAUCAGACGAGUCGCAGGGCUGCCCGCGAGAUAGGCCCUCGGCCACACAUGCCGCGGAGCGAGGCCGAAGGAAGGCGUCAGAAGAAGGCAAAGCGCACGGCGGUGAAGCUGGGGAGCGGCAAGCUGAAGGCGGUUGGCGCAGAGUCAGAGAGGCCGCGCUGCUACAAGUUGAGGCGGCGGCGGAGGCCGGCGAGCUGGCUGAGGCGAUUCAUGUCGAAGUGCUGGAGGGGCGCAUGGUUUACUACGAGCGCCCUUCGCCGUUCUCGCCUGGGCAUGUCCUGUUCUGCCGGCGCGCCUUGCCGGGGAGAGACGUCACUUUGGGCGACAUUUCGAAGCGAACGCACCCCGGCGCCGCGGGGGAGGCCACCAGCGACCAGGAGGCGCCGGCGACAACGAGGGAGACGCGAGGAGACGAAGCAACGAAGGCGUCUGAAGCUGCCGCGCUGGAGGCUCGUUCCGACCGGACGCUGACGCUGGCGGACGUGCUGAGGGCAGAACGGCAAGGGCGGCGAAAGGCGAGGGAGGAGGCUCUCGAGACAGAGACAAACAUGCAUGCAGAAGACGCGGGUGCGCUGUCGCCCUUCCUCCUCGAACGCCCAGGAGUCUGGACAGCGCUGGAUGUCCUGAGGAGCGAGCAGCAACUCAUCGACCUAGGCUGGUUGGCUGCGCGGGCGCAGCGGCAAACUCCGCCUUCGCCCGAGGCGCAGAGCGAAGAGAUGAGGCUCGAGGGAAUGGAAAAAGAGCUUACAGCGACGGAUGCAGGUGUCUGCAGACUGGGAACAGUCAAAGUUUUUGAAGAGGCGGGUCUCCUAGGUUACACGCGGUGUCUAGACAGCUCAGACCGCUAUACACUUCACUUCAAGGACCUCAGGCACCCGACGCCUGCGGGCUUGUUCUCCUCUGCCGAGAUCCCUGCGACAUUUUCCCGCCCUUCUUUAAUAAUCUCCGCUCUGUCAAUGCGUUCGCCGGCUUCCUGUGAGCACGCGGGAGACGAUGCGCAGCACCAGAUAGGCGACAGGCUCCCGUCUGCCCCGUUCGAGUGUGAGGAAGUGGCAGGCGUCUCUCUCGGCUUCGUGAAGGAUUUUGAGUUUUUCGCAUGCACGUCAGAGAGUGUGGAAUCUGGGAAGCGAGACGAUCCCACGCUGCCUGGGUCUAAGCGAGCCGGCGAUGAACUGCCGAGAAAGGAGGUACAAACAAGGUUAGGCGCACGCGAGGGCAUGGAGGCGCAGGAGGAACCCAUCUUCCUGGGCUGCCUGUACUCCGCAGUGGAAGCACAAAGUGGAAGACCUCACAUGCUGCGCCGGUGCCUUUUGGCUCUGUGGCGCCUGAGUCGAGCCUCGCCGGCCGCAGCAAGGGAUGCAACUCCAGCGGCUGCGCCCUCCACGCCCGUACCGCCUCGUCUCGAGCUGCUUCGCGACGAGCUUGUCCUCGAUCUGAGCGACACUGCGAAAUGGAGCAGCAUGCACCUCGCGCUCAGCAAAACGGCCGACGGCCGCUUCUUCAUCAUCACAGCGACCUCGCGCUCACGCACAGCCACCUGGAUUCUGAGCGCCUCACACCCUCUGGACAGUCUGCGGCCGGUCGUGGACGGUCCUACACACUGCGUCACAAGCUGGAAGGAUCAUCUUCUUCUCUUCGACGUUUCGAGCCCCGGCGCUCUCUCGGCGUUCUCGCUGUCUCUCCGAGCUGUCCUGGAGGGACGGGGGAUGGACAGCUGGAUGCGUCGUCGCUCUGCGCCUCUCGCGUCGUUUUCCUACCCGGCCUGCGCUGAGGUGCCUGACGACGCGCGGAGGGAAGGGAGCGCUCAGUUGCUUUUUCAGCUUUGCGCCUUUCACUUCUCCGACCUCGACUGCACUGAACACGGCCUCGCAGUAUACGGGCUACGACCCCCGAGCUGCCCAGUGGUCAUGAAGAUCGACCUUGAAGAAGAGACAAACGGUUUAGGCGCCUCUGAAGAUCGUUGUCGGAGCCCUAAGCUCCAAGCUGCGUGUGUGCCACCCUCGCCUCCUCCGUGCUCGCCGUCUUCGGCUCUUUCAUCGUCUCCUUCUUUGAUCUCUUGUUCCUCCAGUUUGCCUGAACUCUUGGCGCCUGUCCGGUCGUCUCCCGUCUCCUCGCUUCGCGCUCGCAUCUUCGAAGUUCGACUUCCUCUGCCGGCUCGCAGGCCCAUUGUGGGCUGUCUUCAGCCGGCUGCGAACAGCCAGUUUUCGUCGCCGUCUCUUCACUUUUCUCUCCAGUCGCCCUUCGAGCCCUGUCUCCACUAUUCCUUGAAUCUGCGCACGGCCCGCGUGGAAGCUCAACGCCUGCAGGAGGCCGACCGCGAAGUGCUCCAAACGGCUGCCAGGCUCUUUCACUCGCGUUUCUUUCCCGCCGCUGCAUCGCCCACGCCGCCUGCCCGGCUCUCCGCCCUCGCUUUCGCUUCGCCGCCUUUUCUGGCGCCUUCCUCGGCGUCUGCCGUGCGAGGCCAGGGGCGCCUCCUCGAAGCCGCUGACUCUAUGGGCGAGAAGCAUGUGACGCAUGGCAUGUUCGCCAGGGCUGGGGGGCGGAACAUGGCAGAGGCCUCGGAGAUCAGCGAGAGGGACGCGCGAGGAAACAACGAGUGCUCAAGAGAGAGGACAGUGGACUCUGGCAGCGAAACGCCGGCAGAGGCUUUGGCACCUGCGGAGAAAGUCGAUACUUCCCUUGGGGUAGCAGAGAUCGUCUAUUUUCCAUCGAGGGAUGGAAAUUAUCGCAUCCCUGUCACGAUUCUUCUCUCCACAGCCGAUGCAGAGGACUCGAGGAGGACGCGGAUCCUGGGGAAGCGUGAAAAGAAUUCCAGCGCAGACGCGACUGGAGAGCGGGGCACGAUAUGGGCGAGGCAUACGAAGGAGGGGAAGGCGGAUGCACAGACGGCGAAGCAGCCAGAACCGAAGACGGGCUUUCGGGAGAGCGCCGGCGGCAUCCCAGAGGAGCUGCACGUCGCGCGCUCCCACAGUCCGGCGAGCGACUUCCUUCAACUGCAUUCGCUUCCUUCGCCAGGGCCUGCCACGGGUGGUGCCGCGAGCGCGGCUUCAUUCUCCAUUCCGGUCGCUCCCUUCUCCUCGUCUUUCUUCCCUGCACCGUAUUCUUCCUCUCGAUCUUCUCUCGGCUAUGCGCCACGGUCGCCACAGUUCUCCUCGCAUCCUGCUGCUGCCCACUCCGCCGCCGCUUCACCUUCUCCUUGUUCGUCUGUGCCUCUUCGUGAGUUCGCCUCUUCGUGCAACUGUGCUGUCGCGUCGGCGCCUCUCCUCUCGUUCUCGCCUUCUUCUCUUUUCCUGCCGCGAGCGCCGUCGCCGCUCUUACUUCUCGCCUAUGGAGCCUACAAGCGGCCUCUGUCUGUCGCCUUCUCUCCGCUGCAUCUGAUGCUGCUUUCUCUGGGCUGGCGCGUGGCGUUCGUUCACUGCCGCGGCGAGGGCGCCGCGGAGAACGAGGGCACGCACAACGGGCGCGGCCUGCGGAAGCACGAGACGCUGGACGAUCUCGAAGACGCGCUGAACGCGCUAGUCGCGCUCAACGUCUCCAAGAGAGAGCAGAUUUUCCUCAAGACGUCCUCUGCCGGCGGCGUUCUGGCGGGCGCGUUUCUCGCCUUCCAGCACAUGCGCGGUCAGGUCCGGGCCCUGGUGAUUCGUCACGGCUUCUUCGACGUCUUCACAGCGAUGCAGGCGCACGACGCUCACGACCUCGCGGCUGAGGACGGCGAGCGGCGGCAAGCGACAGACGCGGUGCGUGAGACCCAGACGGCGGAGCGAGGCGAGGCGACGCCGGAGGACGGCGGCCUGCGGGCGCUGGAGGAAGUCGAAUGGGGGAAUCCAAAUGUCCGCGACGCGACUUCAGCCGCCGAGAGAGACGAGCGGCGGCGCCACCUUGCCAACAUUCUCUCCUUUAGCCCGUACAGCAACUUCCAUCCGCCGCGCCGCUUUGCUCACGCCCUCGCAGCGCCGGCCUGCGCAAGCUGUUCACUCGAAGGCAGAGAAGGCGACUGGCAGCUGCGCCGCCUCGACGGGACCCUGUCGCGGGCUUCGGCCCGCGUACCCAGUCCCAGGUCUCCUUUUGUUUCAGGCUCCAAGGGGCCUCCCGGCGGGGCGGAGCACGGCGUCGCAGGCGCGCUGAGAUGCGCCGCAGAGCGCCGGCCGCCCGCGCCAGAGGAGGCAGAAAAGAAGCAACGCGACGGUGCGCCUCUGCAGGCGGCGACAGGCUCUCCGUCGAGCGAACAGACGCAUGCCUGGUGGCAGCGAGCGUCGCAUCCAAAGAGAAGCCGAAGGGAGUGGCCUGCAGUCUUCUUGACAGCCUCUCUAGGCGACACGAUCGUCAGCCCAUGGCACAGUGCGAAGAUCCUCGCGAAGCUCGAGCGCAUGCGCCAGCUGCGACAACGCAUGCAACUCGCGUCGCACUGCGCGAACGACGACCCGCGCAGAGCUGAAGGGCAGGGAUACGGGCCCCCUCGCAAGAAGCGACAAUCGCAGCUUAGCGCGGAGACAGGAAGCGAGAGCCCUGCUGGAGAAAGAACAUCAGGCGCACUCCUGAGGGAUGCCGCUGAAGGAGUGGAAGCAAGGGACGAUAAAGACAAAGCGGCUUCACUGAAGAGGAAGACAAGUAGAUGGACGGUUGAAUCUGCUUUUGAACACAGCCGGGCGGAAAAGGGUGCGGGCCGCGACGACGAAGCUGAAGCUUGUGAACGCUCCGAGGCUUCGCAUGCGUUCUUUGCCAAGGCCGUCGAGGGCCGCAGCAGAAAGAAGAGAAGCAGCGAAACAAGAAUCUACAGCUCGAAAGAUAUGCGCGUGGCCUCUACGCGAGAGCAAAACGCCUCUGAAGACGACUUUGUUCUUUUCAAACUCAGCGGAGAGGAGGAAGGCCACUGCGGCAGAGGAGACAUGCUUUCGCGGUUCCGCGACGAGGCGGAGGAGCUUUGCUUCUUCUAUCGCGUGCUAGAGGACGACAAGGCUUCUGCGAUCAAAGAGAAAGCAGCUCGUCAAGAGUGCGGUGACGCGUGA
Molecule: messenger RNA, 6288 nt
Organism: Besnoitia besnoiti
Lineage: Eukaryota; Apicomplexa; Conoidasida; Eucoccidiorida; Sarcocystidae
Exons: 4
Coding region: 1-6288 (2095 amino acids)
Biological process (GO): proteolysis
Molecular function (GO): serine-type peptidase activity
Source: RefSeq, a predicted model, not a curated record